Messenger RNA from Gossypium raimondii (Peruvian cotton), 1584 nucleotides. RefSeq names its product protein trichome birefringence-like 19. The record is from RefSeq and is a predicted model, not a curated record. The transcript is spliced from 2 exons. Lineage: Eukaryota; Viridiplantae; Streptophyta; Magnoliopsida; Malvales; Malvaceae. Bases 183 to 1460 code for a protein of 425 amino acids. Gene Ontology annotation, cellular component: Golgi apparatus. Gene Ontology annotation, molecular function: O-acetyltransferase activity.
AGAAAAGACGGGCAUAGGGGAGUCGUUUCAUUGUGAUAAAGAACUUAAUUAUCAUUCAUCAUGAUGAUUUGACAAAUUCGUGUUUAAAUCACGAUCACCAAUCAGUUGGUGAAAACCCACUGUUCAUCCAUAUUCUCAUUCAAGUUUCCUCCUCCUUUUUUCCUUCAGGCUUUCCCCACACUAUGAACUUCCAGCUCAUUCAAUUCUUCACAAUGGAAAAAACUCUCGACAAAACAGUUUCCAUUAAAGCUUUCCUUCUAACCCUUUCACUCAUCUUCAUCAGUUCAAUCCCUCUAAGCCUUUUGAAAACUUCCCAUUCACGAUUCUCAUUGCCAUUGCCAUUGCCAUUCCCAUUUCCCAGUAGCUCAGAGAAAAAAUGUGAUGUUUUUACUGGGAAAUGGGUGCCUUAUCCACAAGGUCCUUAUUACAGUAACGAAACGUGUCGGCUGAUCGUCGACCAACAAAACUGCAUCAAGUUUGGGAGACCAGACACAGAGUUCAUGAAAUGGAGGUGGAAACCACAUGAUUGUGAGCUGCCCCUGUUUGAUGCUGCUCAGUUCUUGGAGAUUGUCAGAGGGAAAUCAAUGGCUUUUGUUGGUGAUUCCGUUGGAAGGAACCAAAUGGAAUCACUAGUGUGCCUCUUAGCUCAUGAAGCAUAUCCAUUGGAUAUAUCUCGCAACUCUUCAGCAGAUGUAAACUAUUUCAAGCGUUGGUUCUAUGCUGAUUACAAUUUCACCUUAGCUGCAUUUUGGUCACCGUUUUUGGUUAAAUCCGGAGGUGCACACAUUAAUGGACAUUCCAUCAAUGGCCUCAUUAGUCUUUACCUCGAUGAACCCGACGAAGCAUGGACGAACGAGAUCGAGAAAUUCGAUUACGUUAUCAUAUCGGUCGGACAAUGGUUCUUCCGACCGCUGCUGUUCUACGAGGCCGGUCGGCUUCUUGGAUGUCAUAUAUGUAAUCAAAACAAUAUUACAAGUGUUUCCAAGUACUACGCAUACAAAAUGGCAUUCAGAACAGCUUUCAGAACUCUUUUGAGCCUUAAAAACUACACCGGGAUGGCGUUUUUACGGACGUUUUUGGCGUCGCAUUUCGAGAACGGAGAUUGGGAUAAGGGAGGGAACUGUCCUAGAACAAAGCCAUUUACAAGCAAUGAAAUGAAGUUACAAGAGUUCAAUAAGGAGUUUUACUGGGUUCAAGUUGAGGAAUUGAGAGAAGCAGAGGAAAAAGGGAAGAAAAUUGGGUUAAUAUUUGAGUUGAUGAACACAACUGAAAUCAUGUGGAUGAGACCAGAUGGACAUCCAAAUGGUUAUGGACAUUCCAUGAUUAAGAAUGCCAGUGUGUAUGAUUGUGUUCAUUGGUGUUUGCCUGGCCCCAUUGAUACAUUGAAUGAGUUUUUGCUUUAUUUGAUGAAGAAAGAUGUCCUCCCACAGUUGAAAGCAAAGUUGAUGAGAAAUGCCUGAUCAAAUUUACAUUCAAUAUUAUUAUUCAAAUAUAUAUAUAUAAAAGAUUUGUGGAUUUGAGAUUAUGUUUGAAAUCAUAUCUGUAAAAGUUUAUUGAUUCAUGUUACUCAUUAUUCUGCACCAA